This is a messenger RNA of Antechinus flavipes (yellow-footed antechinus), 3073 nucleotides long. It is a transcript of the gene TSPAN33, whose product is annotated as tetraspanin 33. Lineage: Eukaryota; Metazoa; Chordata; Mammalia; Dasyuromorphia; Dasyuridae. The record is from RefSeq and is a predicted model, not a curated record. Bases 235 to 1062 code for a protein of 275 amino acids. The transcript has 8 exons. Gene Ontology annotation, cellular component: membrane.
GAGGAGGUGGUCCUCUGGCCACUGGAGUACAGGGCUUGCACUGGCUGCCGGCGCUGGCUGGAGGCUGUGUUCCCAAGGUUCUCACGGGAAUUCUUUCCCUCCUCCGGGGCCAUCCCACCGCUGUCCAGCAGCCUCCCUGAGCGCGCGAUUCCCUAGUCCCCGGGUACGGUGUGAGCAAGUGGGCAGAACGGUCGCCGGGGAAAUAGGCCCCCCAGGGGAGACGGCAGCGGGGCCAUGGCCCGGAGAUCGGGGCCAGCGCCGGCAGUCAGUGGAGAGGAGUUCUCCUUCGUCAGUCCGGUGGUGAAAUACUUGCUCUUUUUUUUCAACUUGCUUUUUUGGGUAAUUUCUAUGGUACUGGUUGGUGUAGGAGUCUAUGCACGUCUAAUGAAGCAUGAAGAGGCAGCUAUGGCCUGCCUGGCAGUGGACCCAGCCAUCCUGCUAAUCAUAGUGGGCAUCCUCAUGUUUCUACUCACUUUCUGUGGCUGCAUCGGAUCCCUUCGGGAAAACAUCUGCCUCUUACAAACGUUCUCUUUCUGCCUCACCAUCGUAUUCCUGCUCCAGUUAGCUGCCGGAGUCCUGGGCUUUGUUUUUUCAGACGAGGCUCGUGGAAAAGUGAGUGAAAUCAUCAACAAUGCCAUUGUACACUACCGAGAUGACCUAGACCUACAGAACCUCAUUGACUUUGGCCAGAAGGAGUUCCACUGCUGUGGUGGAAUUUCCUAUAAGGAUUGGUCCCAAAACAUGUACUUCAACUGUACAGAAGACAACCCCAGCCGGGAGCGAUGUUCUGUGCCUUACUCCUGCUGCUUGCACAAACCCAAUCAGGCAGUAAUCAACACCAUGUGUGGCCGAGGUAUGCAAGCUCUUGACUACUUGGAGGCUGGUAAAGUCAUUUACACCAAUGGCUGCAUUGACAAGCUAGUCAACUGGAUCCAUAGCAACCUCUUCCUCGUUGGGGGUGUGGCACUAGGCCUAACCAUCCCUCAGAAUGAAAAGUGGGCAUCAUGGACCGGCAGCACCGGGCUGGGCAAAGAACAGAUUUGGAUUCCCCUUGCCCAGUAACAAAGCAAGCUCCAGACAGGCAAAGGCAAGAUAUGCAGAUGGCCUUCAUCGCAGAGGAUGUUCCCUCAUCCUGGACUGUGCCAGUUUUCUAACUGAGAGAGGUUUUUUGGUUUGGUUUGGUUUGGUUUAUUAUUUUUUGGGUCUGUGUGAGGCUGGGGGUUUAAGUUACAUUUAAACAAAAAUGUUUUAGGGGAUGCCUGUUGCAUAGAGUUGCAAUGGGACUGACUUCUUCCUCAUGCAGGCAACACAGUAACCAAGCCCAGCCUUUUCUGUCCCUGGACACUCUCAGAUUAGUGCCAACUAGAUUUGGGCAUUGGAGGGAGUUGUACACCAGUAGCCCCUGCCCUGGGUCCAGCUGGCAGAGGACCAGCUCCAGAAGCUUGACUGAGGUGGGGGAGGGUAGUGAUCACAGGAGUCAAAUGGGGACAGUUAUGUAUGUGUUGGGUACGACUGUGGAAAGGGAUACAUCUGCCAACUCCCUAUUCCGUGUUCCCCCUUAGACAAUCGGAACCAACUCCAUCCUGACCCCUCCUUCAUUUCCAUGGAAAUAUGGUAACAAGAGGGCAGGGAAAGCUAAAAAAAAAAAAAAAAAAAGCUUGGAAUUAUGAUAUCUUCUUUGGCUUGUGCCUGGGGACCUUCCCAGCAGGAGCCAAGAAGGAGAUGACACAGCAACACACCCUUUUACUCUUUCUCUCGCCUGAGACGGGCAUUUUCUUGGGUACAUGGGACUAUUACAGACAACAAUCUCCUAGCCUUCCCCAUCUCCAAGCACUAAGACUGGCGUUGUGUGCGUUCUACAGCUCUUUAUCUUUAUGGAAGAUAGGAAACAGGCACCCCAAAGCAUUAGAAAAGGAAAUGCAGUAAAAGUAUUAAUUGGAUCCACAUCCAUGCAGUUCUGGGAGCUUGGAGGAGACUGGAUGCCUACCCGGUGGGAACGGAUCCCUCGGGCCCUGUUUUAAGGGUAGGGAGUCGGGCAGAGAGUAAAAUAGAUCUCUAAUAGCCUCAGUACCGGGGAGAAGUGAUCUCUCCCUAUUAUCCGUCCCCCACCUCUCCAAUAGGGUACCCCAAUUCUCAGUGAUUGCCAACCUAGUGUUUGAGAUGUCCUGGGGUUUCUCAUUUAUCCCAAGGGGUGUCUUAAACGUCCCCAAACAAAACUAAUUUCAAAUCACUUUAAUUAGGAAAAUGUCAUUCAGCAUUGGGUGGGUCGGGGCAGGUGUCAGGAAAUCCAGCCACUUCGCUCCUGGGUCUAGCCUCUGCAGUGGGGGGCGGGGAGAAGAAUCUUUCCCUUCGCGGGUCCGGGCCGGGUCUUGCUCCCGGUACCCCACCUUUCGCGGAAGGGUUUGCGCGCGGGCACGUUCCCCGCCGAGCUCUUUCAGGCUUCGUGGCUUUCCGCCCACCUUGCUGCAGUCUAGAUGGAGAAAGCAGGCCUAGAGAUUGGGGUUUGUGCCGGCCUCCGGCGGGAAGGGGGUGGGGAUGGGGUGGGGGGCGGGUGGCAGGGUUACCAUAGUCUCCGACUGAAUGGAGACGGCUCCCAGUCACUUGGGCCUCCGCGGCGGUACGUGGGCGGGGAGCCGGAGGGCGUGGCCACUCCGGCGGAUACUUAGCUGGGCAAGCACAGCUGGGACUUAGUGGGUGGUCCCGCCCAGCACAUCUCGCCCCUCCCCCGGGCUCUCUGAGUAGGGUGUCCUGACCGGCCUCCAAGCUGGGGGAGUGUGCUAGAUGGGGGCGGGGGACCCGGGCUGAUGCCCACGCCGCUUUCUUUCUCCCUGCCCUUAAGAUUCAGCCUCCUUUGGAGUUCUGGGGCUCGAACUCCCUCCCUGCUUUCAAGCCUGCAGUAAAGUCUUUUUAAAAAAAAGUCUAAAUAGAAUCGGAUAUAAAAUAAGGCAAAAACAGGCAUGGCGAGAAGUAUUUGGUUGGAUUGGAUUUUUUUUUUCCUUGCCGUAGUGUGGUGCUGUUCACCAGGCUGAGAAGGGAAGCUCAUACAAUAAACAUUGAACGGGACUGAACAUUA